CAGUGUGUGCGGGCAAAGGCUGACGGAGCCCAGGGGUGGGGGCUGCCCUCGGCUGCUGGGAGCCCCAGGUGGAGCCCCGAAUGGCAGACGGCUGGCACAGGGCCGGGAGUGGGCCAUCCCGGGCCCGCUGGUCCUUGCGGUCCCUGGGCCAGGCCCUCGGGGCCUGGGUGUCCUCCGCAGGGGGGCUUGGCCCAUCGCUUCCUGGUAGCCUGGCUGGUUGUGAGCCAGGUGGGGAGUGGGGGCGGGUGCGCCGAGUUCUCUGUAUUGGGUUUUGCUUGAUGAGAACACCAUGGGGCUGGAGGAUCUGGGGGCCGAGCCCCUCGCAAAACCCCAUCCAAAGGGAAGGGGGAGGAGCAUUUACUGCUGGGGUCCUCCGGUGAGGGCAGCGGGCAGGGCGGCUGGGCCUGCAGAGCCGGGCGAUGGUUGUGAGCCAGCCCUCGGGACGCUCACUGUUCUAGGGGGUGGGGGGUGAGAGAUUGAAGAAUCCGGGAGGAAGGGUCUGGAGGAGGCAGCCCUGCAGAGAUGGGGACACCUGAGGCCGCCUGGGAGGUGUAACCGGACCCUCUGAGCUGUGGGCACAGGGCAUCCGUGGUCCUGACCCCGGGCCUGUUCUUCCACCUCCCAGGGCGCGUCCCAGCCCCUGUACAUAAGGCCCUGCCGGCCGGGCUCGGUCAGGCCUGAGGCAUGGCCUUCACCGACCUGCUGGACGCCCUGGGCGGCGUGGGCCGCUUCCAGCUCGUCUACACGGGCCUGCUGCUGCUGCCCUGCAGCCUGCUCGCCUGCCACAACUUCCUGCAGAACUUCACGGCCGCCGUGCCCCGCCACCACUGCCGCGGCCCCGCCAACAGCUCGGAGGCCUGGCUGCGGGCCACCGUCCCCUGGGACCGGCUUGGGGCCCCCGAGCCCUGCCGGCGCUUCACGGAGCCCCAGUGGGCCCUCCUGAGCCCCAACGCCUCGGCCCCCGGGGCCACCACCGAGAGCUGCCGGGACGGCUGGGUCUACGACCGCAGCGUCUUCCCUGCCACCAUCGUGACGGAGUGGGACCUGGUGUGUGAGGCCCGCACCCUCCGCGACCUGGCUCAGUCCGUCUACAUGGCCGGGGUGCUGGUGGGCGCCGCCGUGUUCGGCAGCCUCGCGGACAGGCUGGGCCGCAAGGGCCCCCUGGUCUGGUCGUACCUGCAGCUGGCAGUGUCGGGGGCCGCCACGGCGUACUUCAGCUCCUUCAGCGCCUACUGCGUCUUCCGGUUCCUGAUGGGCAUGACCUUCUCUGGCAUCAUCCUCAACUCCCUCUCUCUGGUUGUGGAGUGGAUGCCCACCCGGGGCCGGACCGUGGCGGGCGUCCUGCUGGGCUUCUCCUUCACCCUGGGGCAGCUCAUCCUGGCCGGCGUGGCAUACCUGGUCCGGCCCUGGCGCUGGCUGCAGUUUGCCGUCUCUGUUCCUUUCCUCAUCUUUUCCCUCUAUUCCUGGUGGCUGCCAGAGUCGUCCCGAUGGCUCCUCCUCCACGGCAAGUCCCAGCGAGCUGUGCAGAACCUGCGGAAGGUGGCCGCCAUGAACGGGCGGAAGGAGGAAGGCGAGAGGCUGACCCAGGAGGUGGUGAGCUCCUACAUCCAGAGUGAGUUCACGAGCGUCCGCACUUCCACCUCCGUCCUGGACCUCUUCCGAACCCCGGCCAUCCGCAAGGUCACGUGCUGUCUCAUGGUGGUCUGGUUCUCCAACUCCAUGGCUUACUACGGCCUGGCCAUGGACCUGCAGAAGUUUGGGCUCAGCGUCUACCUGGUUCAGGUCCUGUUCGGGGUCAUAGACAUCCCGGCCAUGCUGGUGGCCACCACCACCAUGAUUUACGUGGGCCGCCGAGCCACAGUGGCCUCCUUCCUCAUCCUGGCUGGGCUCAUGGUGAUCGCCAACAUGUUUGUGCCAGAAGGUAUGCAGACCCUGCGCACAGCCCAGGCAGCGCUGGGCAAAGGCUGCCUGGCCAGCUCCUUCAUCUGCGUGUACUUGUUCACGGGAGAGCUGUACCCCACGGAGAUCAGGUGGGUCUGUAGGGGGAGGCGGAGAGCACCUGCCCCAAACUGGGAGCCCCCGGUGCUCCUGGCUGACACCUGCUGGGCUUGCCAAGGCAGGUCCCCACUCCUUCCUGCUCGGUCCCCCAGCACCCCCGCCCUCUGGGGGUCUAGGCCACGGCCACGGACCUGUCCACUUUCCUCGCACAGGCAGAUGGGGAUGGGCUUCGUCUCGGUCAACGCCCGCCUCGGGGGGCUGGCUGCGCCCCUGGUCACCGCGGUCGGGGAGUUCAGUGCCAUCCUGCCGCCUGUGGCCUUCGGGGCCACCUCGAUCCUGGCCGGGCUGACCGUCUGCUUCCUGGCUGAGACCCGCAACGCACCCCUGGUGGAGACCAUUGAGGUGAUGGAGAGGAGAGCCAAGGGCCUCUCCAGGAAGGACGCGGAGGGGAGGAGCGAAGACAUUUCCCUUCAGCAGCUGGGAGCUUCUCCCCUCCUAGAAACCAUCUAAGGUGCCCAGGGCCCGGCACACGCUGGUCGUACCUCAGCCGGUGUCCGGCUUCCUGGCGCUGACCGGGGUCGGGGUUGGCCAAGGACCAUGGUGGCCCCAUCAGCCCAUGUCAAAGAGCCACCCAAAGCCAGUGCUGGGGCUGCUGGCAGAAACCAGACCAGCAGCCGCUGGCAUCGCAAAUGGAUAGAAACUGAGGAGAAGCCACGUUCAGGGACCGAAGGAGGGGCCGUUUUCCUUCCACCUCCAACUCUGCCCCUGAAGACCUCUCUUCUCAUUCUUGUUCCACCUGAAAGCGCUGGGUCCUUGCAGGGUUAGGGUGACAUUUUGGCCCCUGGGUGUCCCUGAAACGGCCCCGCCCACUUGUCCUUGAAAACUCACCGUGCUCCAUUCCUGACACAUUACUCUCUCCUGCCUUGAGGAUUAAAGCUCUCUCCCCUGUGUGUGUGGCUUACCUCCUCGAGGGCACAUGGCCCCAUGCCAGAGCCUGCUUGCCCCUCGCAGUGGGCCUCGCAGAUGGUACCCGCUCAAUAAAUAGUUGAUGAAUGAACGAUGAAGCCAGUCCCGGGCGAUGGAGAGACCUCUACCCAUGGUUGCAUUCUAGCGAUAUCACUUUGCAGAAGACAUACAGAGGGUGAAUCCCUGGCAUAGCAUAGCUUCCCUCUGACCUCAGAUCAUUUCCAGCCCAGAUGUUCGAUGUGUACCUGCAUUCCUGACCCUGACCUUCACCAGAAUUCAGAUUAGAUUCAUAAGGGAUUCAAAUCUUGGCCCAUUGGGUAGCCUUGGGCAAGUUUCCUUGUCUAACCCCUUCCUCCUAGAGUUUCCAGGGAAUCAAACAAGAUAAACAGCCCCCUACAGUCCGAGGAAAAGCACAAUCUAGGGAAGAAGUAGGAAUAUCAUAGUUUGGGCAAAAAACACCGCAACCUGACAUUUCGCCAAGGUCAGUCUUUCAGCAGCUUCGCCCUUGGAGCAGAGCUGGAGUGAAACUCCGCCGGACGCUGUCCCAAGGCCCUGGCCUUCGUGCACCAAUCCCCCAGGCCCUCCCAUAGAAGUAACCUCUCUUUCAACAACCCGACACAUGAGCUUUCCGACCUGAAUUGUUCUCAACUCACAGCCCUCAGCAGAUCAGUAAAUUUGAAAGGCGGAGGGCUGCUGUGCCUGGUCAUACUUUAAGAUUCACUUUGGGAGUCACCUCUUCCAGGAAGCACUCCCUGACAACCCCUGCCUACCUCUGGGCUCCAGUCAUGCUCCCUAUACAUCCUCCCUACUGUGUUGUAAUGGAUCCAUUUACAUGCUGGUCUCACCCGGUGGCUCCCUGAAGGGAGAGUUAGGCCAUCUUGGCCUGGUUCUGUGGCCUGCACAUAGUAGGUGCUCAGUUCACAUUACUGGGGUGAAUGAAAUAGUCAGGACACUAAAAACAAAAGUGAUCUGUCACUGCUGAACGCUGAGGAGGAGGUAGAAAAACUAAAUGGAAAAUCCGGAUAGAAUAACAAGAUUUUGUAUGUAUUUUAAAAACCAAUCUGUGCCCGGCCGGCAUAGAUCAGUGGUUGAGCGUCGACCUAUGAACCAGGAGGUCACGGUUUGAUUCCCGGUCAGGGCACAUCGCCUGGGUUGUGGGCUCAAUCCCCAGUAGAGGCCAUGCAGGGGGCAGUUGAUCAAUGAUUCUCUCUCACCAUUGAUGUUUCUCUCUUUCUCCCUCUCCCUUUCUCUCUGAAAUUAAUAAAAAUAAAUACAUAAAUAAAAAUUAAAGAUAAAAGGGCACUUUUUCAAGUGUCCUCAGUUUGUUUAAAAAUAUAUAAAUAAAAACAAAUCUAUUAUAAACACCAUUUUCUUUUUUGAAGAAAAUUUAAAUAGUGAUUCUCAAUCCUGACAUCGGCUGUGAGCUUUAAAAAAAUAUCAGUGCCAGUGCCCACUCCCGAGAAUUCUGAUGUCUUUAGUUGGGUUUGAGAACCACUGUCUAGAAAUAGUUUUCCUAACCAGUAAAAGAAUUAACACAACAUAGUCCAGUGGAUAGAGUUAAUUAAAACAAUACUAUGAAAUCCUAGGACAAAGAGAACACAUACCUUUACGUGAACAAACCUGAUUUUCUAUAACAAACAUUCUGACAAUGAAGUUUCCUACAACAAGCAUAAGUAAUCUUGAGGUUACAGGUCACAGUCCCUGGGGUAAAACCACGAAGCCUUGACUACUCUUGGUCUUAGCAAAAAAAACACUAGCCAGCCGCGCUGGUGUGGCUCAGAGGUUGAGCGUGACCUAUGAACCAGGAGGUCACACUUUGAUUCCCGGUCAGGGCACAUUCCUGAGUUGUGGGCUCGAUCCCCAGUGUGCAGCAUGAAGGAGGCAGCUGAUCAAUGAUUCUCUCUCAUCAUCGAUGUUUCUUUCUCUCUCUCCCUUCCUCUCUGAAAUAAAAUAAAAAUAUAUUAACACGUUAAGCGCC
Messenger RNA from Myotis daubentonii (Daubenton's bat), 4942 nucleotides. RefSeq names its product solute carrier family 22 member 20. Gene Ontology annotation, cellular component: membrane. Gene Ontology annotation, molecular function: transmembrane transporter activity. Bases 685 to 2508 code for a protein of 607 amino acids. NCBI's taxonomy places the organism in Eukaryota, Metazoa, Chordata, Mammalia, Chiroptera, Vespertilionidae. The transcript has 9 exons. The record is from RefSeq and is a predicted model, not a curated record. Gene Ontology annotation, biological process: transmembrane transport.